Molecule: messenger RNA, 7251 nt
Organism: Astrephomene gubernaculifera
Lineage: Eukaryota; Viridiplantae; Chlorophyta; Chlorophyceae; Chlamydomonadales; Astrephomenaceae
Source: the annotation of a GenBank genome assembly
ACACUCGCCUAUAUAUGUAGGUAUACAUUUAAUGGGAUUGAAAAGGACUUAGUCUCGGCGGUCGUCCACAUAUUCAGUACGCUUCUUUUGAACUGGAACUGGUUAGACGCCCUUGAAUUUCUAUUUCACUGCUUAGAGCGGAACUGAGCUCACUGUAAUUAUACAUUGCUUGCUGGCGAUGAGCUCGCCGGUCGCAAGGUAAAAGUGCCGGAAUUCUAGAGAUGCAAGGUCUUACAGCUGGGAGAACUGGAUGGAGGCUGACUGAUCCUCCUAUGGACGCUGAAUCAGUUGGUAAUCUUAGUGUAACAAGCUCUGUCGAAAGGCAGGCUAUGAGGGAGCAACUAGACACUGUUCGGCAGACUCUAAAUUCACUUGCGAACGGCGCCCAACCUAGCGCUGGUGGUGUGAGCGGUCCUUCAGCACAGGGCCUCGACGGAGUGCUUGCGAACAUAGCGACAAAGCUAAAUAACAUUGAGGGCUUGUAUACCAGCCUUACGGACAAGCUGGAGAAGGUGGAUGUUCGGAUUGAGGACAGCGAGCGGCACAUUAAGGACCUGCAGCACUUCUCUGCAAGCACCAUUAAUGAAACGGCACGCCUGGUGGACUUCGUAGGCGGCGGCCGCGGAACCUCACCCAACACGCGCAGCGGCAGCCUUGCCGGCGGAAUGGCCUCACGGUCACGGCCGUACGUGCCCGCCGGCAUGCCCUCCACUCCGCCGCCCGCAGCUCCCUCAUCCUCGGCUCGCUCCCCGCUGCCAGCGCUGGAGUACGUUCCCGGCCACCUGAGCGGCACCCUGCAGCAGCACGCCGCGCAGAUCCACAAGCUCAUCGCGGGACUUGACUUCCUGGAGGCGCACAUCAUCCGGCAGGACCAGGCGGUCGAGGGACUGCAGAAACAGCUCAUUACGGUCGCUCGUGACGUCACCGCCGCCUCGCCCACGGCUGACAGCCGCGCCCCCAGCGAGGUGUCCCUCCGUGUGCACGACCUAGAAGAGCUGGUGCACAAGCUGCGCUCCCACCUCUUCAAGGUGGACAAGCGGUCCGUGUCACACGACCAGGCGCUCGGCACCAUCACCUCGCGCAUCGAGGCGCUGGCGGGGCGCUUCGAAGCAUCGGAGGCUGGAGGCGGCAGGGAGCAGGCACAGGAGGGGGCGGAGGGCGACCAGGCGGCAUCGGGCGCGUCCGCCCAAAAGCUAUCCGCAGCACUGGAAGAGCAGCGGGGCUUGCUGCUGGGUCUGACUCGCGACGUGCAGGAGCUGCGGGACCAGCUGCAGGCGCUGACGCAGCAUGCGCAAGAGAAAGCGAGCGGGCCUUCAUCCGAGGCGGCGGCGGAAAUGCAGCAGCAGUUGACCUACCUCAUGUCCGUUGUGCCUGCGCUUGUGGAGGAGAACAAGAGCCUCAAGGAGUUUGCCGCUCAGGCCACACAGCAGCUGGCCGAGCUGACCAGCGGGCUGGAGGAGCAGCGGCAGCAGGCGUCGCAGGUUGCCGCAGUUGCGGAGGUCCGAGAGCAAGUGGCGCGCCUGGAUACCCGGCUAGAAGGUUUUGCGCCCUUGGAGGAGCUGCAGAAGCUCUCCACGGCCAUGCAGGCGCGCGCGCCCGCAGCGGAGGUGCUGGCGGCGGAGGUGGCUUCGGCCGCUAGGGCGAACCUGGAGGAGCGGUUUGGUCAGCUGAGGCACCGCACGGAGCUGGCGGCGGAGGCAGCGGAUGCGGCGUCUAAACGCAGCGAGCAGUCGGCGGCGGCCGCUGCCGCAGCGGUAGUGGCGGCGGAGGCGGCUGGGCAGAAGGGCGCGAGCAGCACGGCUGAGGAGCUCAAGGAGAGGGUGCGGGCCGUGGUGGAAGCUGUUGAGAAGGAGCAGGCAGCGCUCAAGGACCAGUUCACCAGCCUUGCUAGCCAGCUCUCCCAGGAGCAGGGCGCCAUUGCGUCCGGGCUGGGCGAGCUGCAGGAGCAGGUGACUGCUGCCGCCGCUGCCGCCACCGACGCCGUCAGCUGCGCGCAGCAGGUGCAAGAGCUGCAGGCCGCCAGCUGCGCGCAGGAGCAGGCGGCGGCGGAGGCGCGGCAGGCGGAGCUGCGGGACCAGGUGGCAAACGUGAUGGAGCACCUCAAGGAGCGGGUGGAGCAGGCCAUGCAGCAGAUGGACCUGCAGGUCUCCGCGCUGAGCGAGCAGCUGAGUGGCGCCAUCCGCGCCGAGCACUUCGAGGCGGCGCUGCAGCAGGUCCGAGCCAUUGCAAGUGACUCCGCGGAGCGUGUGGAGCUGGCGCUUGCCUCCAUCGACGAGUGCCGCUCGGAGCUCAUUCUGCUGACCGGGCAGCAGGACGUGGUGCAAUCACGACUGCAGACGCUAGAGUCGGCGGUGGGGGUCAACCCGCGAGCCAGCACCGCACGCAGUGCGCCCACAUCGACUCCGCGGGAGGCAGAUGUGGAGGGAGAAGGAGGAGCGGGGGGGCUGCGGAGCCCGGACGCUGCUGAUGCUGGCGCGGUGCAGGGAGCACGUGCCAGUCCUCGUGCGUGCGCGUCUCCUGUUGGGCGGGGUGGCAACGGUGGGCUGCUGGAUCUGGUGGCGGAGCUCAGGACGCGUGUGACGGAGCUGGAGGGCGCGGUGUCCGUGGCGGCCGGCCUGCAGCAGGCCACAACUCGACUCCUUGAGGACCUUGAAGGCCUGACAUCAACCAUGGACGGAAUUAACGGCCGUGUCGCCCUGGUGGCCACCAACUAUGAGACCAUCGUGGGUGUGUCGACCGCACUGCAGCAGCGCGUGGCGGACCAGACGGUCGCGACGGAGGGGCUGGCAUCGCAGGUGGAGGAGCAGCAGGUUCGUGUGGAGGAGAUGGUGGCGCGCCUCCAGGAGACGUCUGCUGCCGUGUCCGCCCUGUCGGCCCGUGUCGCCCGCGACUACAUCAAUCGGGAGCAACUGGGGGCAAUCUUCCAAGCACGUGCCGAUAUCAAGCGCGCAGUCAACGUGCUGGGGUCUGUCUUCGACACCGGGCGCAUGCUCCGAGAGGCUUCCAUGGACGACGUCGAAACCCAGGUUCCAAGCCCGUCCACCGACUCUCGUAGCGACGGCCGCCCCAUGUCCCCUCGCCUCGCAUCAGCCCUGGACGGCCUGCGUGCGAAGCAGGCCGAGCUGGAGCACCAGGUACACCUCGCGCUGUACCGCUCCGAUGGCGCCGUACGUCAGGAGCAGCUGGCGGGCGUGCAGCAAGCCAUGAUGUCGCUGGAAAUGCAGUUCCGGCGGCAGCAGUCAUCGCAGCAGCAGCAGCCCCAGUCCCAGCAGCCCUCCGCUGUUGCGACUGACGCUGCGGUGGAGCAGCUGCGUGCGAGGGUGGAGGCACUUGAGGCCAGUCUGGCCGCCAGCAGCAGCCCUACUGCUGCUGCUGCUGCACAGCCUGCAGCAGCCCCAGCAGCUAGCGGCUCGGGGGCGCCCGCUUGCAGCAGGUCUCCUAGCAGCAGCGCUGGCGGCGUGCGGCUGCAGCUAUCGCAAGAGGACUUGACAGACGCGAACAGCCCGGUGCGGGUACGACUGGCCGUGGACGAGCCUGAGGCGGACGCACAGCCGCCAGCAGUUCCGGAGCCGGAGGCGCCUGCAACAGGUGUGGAGGAGGAGGCGGAGGUGCCUGUGGAGGGCGCUGUUGGGGAAUCCGGCGAGCCUUCCCUGUCGCAGCUCCUGCUGGAUGCUCCUGCGGCGGCGGAGGCCUCCUCUGGGGACUUGCAAGCGGCGCCGUCCGCCGUCGGGGGCGUGCAGGAGCUGCAGCGCAGCAUGCAGGAGCUCUCCUCGACCUGCGAGGAGCUGCAGUCGCGCCUGGCGACGGAGGCUGCGGAGCGGCUGCGGUUGACUGAGGCGGUUUCGGAGCUGCAGGAGCGGGUGGAUCUGCAGGUGAAUGCCAUGGCGUCUACGGCGGCGGUGGUGGCGACGCUGGCCACGGACCAGCAGCACCAGCGGGUGCGGCUGCAGGUGCAUGUGGCGGGUCCGGAGGCGGAGGAGUUCUCGGCCCUGGCGGGGGCCGUGUCUACGCUGGCUGCCCGGGUUGAAGCCAUGGAGGAUUCACUGGAGUCGGCAUUUGUGGUGCGGUCGCCGCGCAGCCCGAAACGCGGUGGUGGUGCUGCUGUGGCGGCGGCGGCGGCAAGCGCAAGCGCGGCAGCUGACGGUGCAGACCCCGCUGCGGACGACGCGGUUGUGAGGGAAGAAGCUGGCGAGGAGGAGGAGGAAGAAGAGGCUGGACCGGCGCUGGGUCUCAUGGUUCCCGUCCUACCUCGUGAAAUCGAGGAGCAGCUGGCGGCCCUGCAGGCGCAGGUGCAGCGACUGGGUGCGGAGGUGGGCGCCCUGGGCGGGCGGGUGGAGGGACUGGAGGCGGCUGGCGCGUUGGACGAGGUGGGGGCGGCGGCUUCCCAGGUGGUGCUGGAGGCCAUUCCGGGGCUGGUGGAGCAACAGGUGGCGCUGCUCCGCGAGGAGGUGGUGGCCACGGGCCUUGUUGAGCGCAAGGAGGUGGACACGUUGGUGGAGCUGGCGGGGCAGUCGGCGGGGGACGCGGCCGAGGCUGUGCUGGCGGUCCGGGGAGCGGCACAGGAGGCGGUGGCGGCGCGGGAGGCGGCUGAGAAGGCGGCAAGGGAGGCCGUGGCGGCGGCUACGGAGGCGGCUGUGGGUGCUGUACGGCAGACGGUGGCGGAGGAGGUGGGGGCGGCGUUGGCGAGGCUGCAACAGGGUGGUGCGGGUUCUGUGGCUACGGCAGCAGCAGCGGUGGAAGUGGGGGUGCAACCGGUUGAGGAGCUUGCGGCGGGAGUACGGCGGGUUGAGGCUGAAGCCAAGGACAUCCGCCUUGCUGUUGAGGUACUGACGGAGAGGAUGAACGACUUGGACACGUUGCGUGACCAGCUCGAGGCCCUGGCGGAGCAGAUCCGCAGUGUCGUCGCCCCGGAUGCCGACGGCGGCGCUGGCAGCAGCUCCCAACAGGGCGGCGGCGGCGGUACACCCAACGCCGCGGCAGUGGCCAGCAUCUUCACCCCGGCAGCCACCGCCUGGGUGCUGCCGUCCAAGUCGCCGAACGCCGGCGCGUCACCGGUGCGCGCCGCCCGGCAGCCGGCCCCGCAGCCCAGCACUAGCCAGCAGGCUGCUUUCCUGGCUCGCCUGGUGGAGGUGGUGAAGCGACAGAGCAGCCGCCUGCAUGCGCAGUACACGGACGCGGAGGAGACGGGCGUUGCGCUGGCACAGGUUGAUCACACCUUGGAGGAGGCUGAGGCCCGGCUGGCGGACGUGCGUGACGCCAACUCGCCCGCCUUCGCUGAGACGCUGGUGACGGUUCUGGAGCAGGUGGCGGCGCUGCGCUACAUAGGCAGCCAGACGCACCCGGCGGUGCAGCAGAUGGUGCUGGAACACGAGAACCGCCUGGACGCGAUCGCCACGCAGCUCAAGAACCUCGCCACGACGGCAGCGCCACCCGCUCAUCAAUCCGGUGCCGAGCCUGCUACCGCUACCGCUGCCGCCGUCUCUGACCUCGCCGAAGUGGUCACCUCCGUGUCCUCCCGCGUCGCCCGCCUGGAGGCCGAGGUGGGCCUGCUAGCCGGCCAGCACGCGGCCCUGGACCAGGCCGUCAGCUCCAUGCUGUCCUUUGCGGAGAGCGUCCGCGAGCACAGCGCCUCAGCUGCAACCACCGCCAGCGGCAGCAGCAGCAGCGACGACCCAGACGCUCCUGCUGCACUUGCGCCGGACGCCGCUGGUGCUGUCGCCGCAUCUGCCGGCUCUGCCACCGCUGCCGCGUUGGAGGUGGCUGCGUUGUCCGCCCGGGUGCGGUUGCUGGAUGAGUCGCUAUCCGCGCGGAUGGACAGCCUGCGUCAGGAGCUGCUGGCGGAGGCGACCAGCGUCGGCAGCACCAGCGGCGGCGCGGCGGGGGCGGGAGGUGGUGGUGCUGCUGCCGCUGCCGAUGUGAGUGCGCUGGAGGGCAAGGUGGCGCAGCUGCAUGCGGCCGCAACGGCCAUGCGCAAUCGGCUGCUGGCGGUGCAGGAGUAUGUGGAUAGCACGCAGGGCAUGAUCAAGGACAUGCACGUGGCGCUAGGCGGGCUGCACCGGCGGGUGGAUGCGCUGGAGGGCGCGGCGGGCGGCCCCAGCUCCCGCGUCAGCGGCUCGGGCAGCGGCAGCGCGGACCCCGCCAGCCUGCGUGAGCUGCAGUCCGAGCUAGCACAACUGCAGAUCAAGCUGCUGUCGGUAGAAUCAAACGCGCUGGAGGCCGCACACGCGCUGGCAGCCCUCAGGGGUCUGGCGCCACGUGUCACCGACGCGGAGAGCCGCCUGGCUGACGUCGGCUCCAAGCUGGCACUGGCGCUGGGCGGCAGCAGCAGCAGCAGCCACGGUAGUCCCCGCCCAUUUGUCAUUCCUGCGCCGGGACCAGGCACGUCGCUGCCGGCGGUGGCGAGUGCGGUCCGUGCGCUGGAGCGGCGUGUGAGCGGGCGGCUGGAGGCGACCUGCUCGGCGCUGGACUCGCUGGCGGGGGCGCUGUCGGCGGCGUCGAGGAUACAGGCGGAGUCAACUGCCAACCCCUUCAAGGCCAUCAGCGCUGCAGUCAACAACCCGGUGGUGGUGGCGUUGGAGAAGAAGGUGGAGGCGCUGCGCACGGAGCUGCACACCGUCAUCAACGUGAUCCUGGAGGACUUGCGACGGGACCAGCAGCAGAGCAAGGCGGCGUCGCUGGACGCCAGCGUGAGCAGCAGCAGCGGACAAUCGUACAGGGCGUGACGUGGCUUUUAGGCCCUUUUGUAAUGCUGCGGCUAUGCUAAUACCGUGUAGUAACGUGAAUCGGCUUUUGAUUACAUUGGCCUGCCAGUUGGUGAUCGUAUAUGGCUGUAGUUGACAUGCAGUGCGUGUGGAUAUGUGGUCAGGAUGCAUUUGUGCUUACCAUGCGUGAAUCCUGGGUAACUUAUUAUUGCGUUGACGUUGGCGAGGAUUCGGCAUGUUGAUGACAACGACACCACCAAACAGUGAUGACAUGAAUGCACAUACGGACGCUUAUACUUCUUACCAGUUGGCAGUUGCACUCUCCCAUUGGAGUAAAAAUACUGAUGUUGCACUGACAGCUGAAUGUGGUUGGCAGUUGGUUUUAGUGAUAGCUAAUCUGAGCUAAUGCAACGUUUUGCGGUUUCCGGGCUCAAGUGAAGGGGGCAGUGAAGAGGUUGAUGUUGGUUGGUCCCUGGAGUUCCCGUCCAUUACGCAUUCAAAAGGUUCUAAACAAGCCAGGAACAGGAACAAGUCGGCUUCAUCCCUGUUU